UAUUGUGUUUGAUUUGGUUUGAAAAAGUGUCUAUCGAAAGCCAAAAUGAGUGUGAAAGAUAUAUACUACUCGGAUAAAUAUUAUGACGAUGAAUAUGAGUACAGACACGUAGUGUUGCCAAAGGAUGUAGCGAAAUUGGUACCUAAAACACACCUGAUGACGGAAAACGAAUGGAGAGCGAUCGGUGUCCAACAGUCCCGUGGGUGGGUUCACUACAUGAUCCACCAACCUGAACCCCACAUUCUCCUGUUUCGACGGCCCAUUACCAAGUAA
Messenger RNA from Anopheles nili, 273 nucleotides. RefSeq names its product cyclin-dependent kinases regulatory subunit (gene Cks30A). The record is from RefSeq and is a predicted model, not a curated record. Gene Ontology annotation, molecular function: histone binding; cyclin-dependent protein serine/threonine kinase activator activity; protein kinase binding. NCBI's taxonomy places the organism in Eukaryota, Metazoa, Arthropoda, Insecta, Diptera, Culicidae. Gene Ontology annotation, cellular component: SCF ubiquitin ligase complex; cyclin-dependent protein kinase holoenzyme complex. Gene Ontology annotation, biological process: regulation of mitotic cell cycle. The transcript has 2 exons. Bases 46 to 273 code for a protein of 75 amino acids.